AUGAACCCCGCACCCCCAAUCUCCCCCGAGCUGUUCACCCAGCAUCCCAGCAGACUAGAGCACCACAGACGCCUGGUUGUGGAAGCAGCAAUCGAAGACUGCUUCUUCGUCAAGAGCGCCAUCGCACGCAAGAGGAAGGCCGAGGAGAUCUUCGAGAGCUUCAACCAUUCGCACUCUUACAAGCAGGCAGCUGAAAGAGUACAUUGA
Messenger RNA from Colletotrichum higginsianum IMI 349063, 207 nucleotides. RefSeq lists its product as uncharacterized. The coding region runs from base 1 to 207 and encodes 68 amino acids. The transcript has a single exon. Lineage: Eukaryota; Fungi; Ascomycota; Sordariomycetes; Glomerellales; Glomerellaceae. The record is from RefSeq and is a predicted model, not a curated record.